Molecule: messenger RNA, 1622 nt
Organism: Limulus polyphemus (Atlantic horseshoe crab)
Lineage: Eukaryota; Metazoa; Arthropoda; Merostomata; Xiphosura; Limulidae
Product: transmembrane protein 70 homolog, mitochondrial-like
Exons: 2
Coding region: 175-1080 (301 amino acids)
Biological process (GO): mitochondrial proton-transporting ATP synthase complex assembly
Cellular component (GO): mitochondrial membrane
Source: RefSeq, a predicted model, not a curated record
CUUACUGAGACGUCAGGUAGCGAGCGAUAUGACAUCCAUUUCCUGUUUAUGGCAUUAUUAUACAUACUUUUAUUAGGCCUAAUACUAGUGAAACUAUUAGAUCUGAAUAUAGCUUAUGGUAUUGAUCAAUAUAAUUUACGAAACAGCGUAUUUUGAGAAGUACCAGCAGAUAAUAUGCUUACUUUGUACCGAAAUAGACUUCUCGAACGUCGUAUGUUGGUGAAUCAUAUGAGGUUUUCUGUUGGUGAGAGGCAUCUUGAUAGGCCUAACUUUAAGUCUAUAAUAUUUAAGUCCAAGCUUACUUAUCGUCAGUGUAUGUCGUACAUUCGAGGCAAAUUCAUUGCUAUCAAUUUCAAACCUUAUGAUCAACUGUUGCCAAGGUAUUACUCUGCAUAUAACGGUAGAAUUAUCAACGAAUACGAAUCCAUGGCUAAUAAUGAAUUGGAUAAAAGUAGUAAGGCACCGGUUCUUAAGACGAACCACAUUAAUCCAAGGCUUCAAGAUCCAUGUGCUGGAGUUGUUGGUUUCUUACGAAAGAACCUUAGCACAACAAAGAACAGUGCUGUGCAACCUGCAUAUGUUGGACCUCUGGCAAAACAAAUUAGAGUUGUAAAGUUUUUCUCUAUUUCCACAAGUGCCAUAGGAAUAGCACUGCAGCCUUUUCUAUUAAAAAGUUACUUGUCUUUCAGUCCACUUGCUGGUCUUCUUAUAGGGUCAUUCUUUACUUGUUUUAUUUUUGUUACACCUAUUCUACUUCACUGGAUAACAAAGCGUUAUGUUGUGGAACUAAGUCUUGAUCCAAGCACUCGGGUUUUUACGGCAACAGUUCUCACUCUAUUGAACAGGAAAAAACACAUAUUGUUCACAGCUGAAGAUGUUCAUGUGCCAGAUCUGCCUGGAGUUUUUACCAGUUUUGUUGUAAAUGGAGUACCCCUGUUUGUAGACUCGCAAUCUUUUGAAGACCCACAAAUUUUCAAACAUUUAAUGGGGUAUGACAAGCCCCUGGAUUUUCAUUUAGCAGAUGACAGUGUAUCAGAUACAAAGCAAAAAGAAAAGAAUAACUCUAGAAAAUCAGACUAACCUUGUAUGUUAGCAGCUUCUUAGAUACCUAGACCACUCGUAAGGAAAAUCAACUGGGUUUUAUAAAAAAGUAGUAUUUCGUAAAAAUGUUUGGUGUGUUCUGGAGACACCAACACUUAGUGAAAUAAUUUUCAGAGGAAGAAUGGGGUUAUCAGUAUUUUUACAUUUCAAUCCUAAAGCUCAAUUUUUUGUGCUGAAAAAUUUAAUCAAUAAGUUUAUAACUAAAAUUGUAUUUGGUUAAACUACCCAAACAUUAACUUGGCUUAAAGUUUUUAGUUUACACAGUGAAGAAUAACAUUUUAACUAGUUAGAAAUAAAUCCAAUAAUUUUCAGUCGCUCAGAAAAGCCUUAGAGAAAACCCUAGAUCACAGGACUUUCUCUCCUGUUACUGGCUUUAAUAUUGACUUUUAUUUGACUGUAGUGAUAACAUAUAACUCAUCUGUUACUUGAACUUCAAACAAUAUUCCAGAGCAAGUGUCUCAAGCUGUAAUAAACAGUUCAAAAGUUAGGAAUUGAAAUAAAAAAAGAUUUUGUCUAACUGA